UCCCCCGCCAUUUUGGUCUCAGAUCAGCCCUCAACAGUCCUUUUGGCCACAUUCGCAAUCGCUUCAAGAUGGGCAAAUCUUCCAAGGAUAAGCGCGAUGCUUACUACCGUCUUGCAAAGGAGCAAGGCUGGCGUGCACGCAGUGCCUUCAAGCUGCUGCAAUUGGAUGAAGAGUUUGACCUGUUCGCCAACGUGACAAGAGUCGUUGACCUGUGCGCCGCCCCUGGUAGUUGGUCCCAGGUGCUGUCUCGCGUUCUCAUCAAGGGAGAGAAGUUUGGCCGUUCAGCAUGGGAGGAUCGUGAGGCCAAGUUCCGCCAGGAGAUGCUGGGCGUCUUCCCGGCUACCCCUGAAUCUGCUGUCGCAGGGCAGAAGACCCAGACCGAGACUGCUCCCGAAGAGACACAACCUCGCAAGGAUGUCAAGAUCGUUUCCAUCGAUCUGCAACCCAUCAGCCCUCUCCCCGGCAUCAUUACUCUGCGUGCCGACAUCACGCACCCCGCCACGGUACCCCUUCUCCUCAAGGCCUUGGAUCCCGACUAUGACGCCGCCAACUCCAAGAGCCAGCAAGCUAGUCAUCGUGUCGACCUAGUCAUCAGCGAUGGUGCUCCAGACGUCACUGGCCUUCACGACCUGGAUAUCUACGUCCAGUCCCAGCUUCUCUUCGCCGCCCUCAACCUCGCUCUUUGCGUACUGAAGCCCGGCGGCAAGUUCGUCGCCAAGAUCUUCCGCGGCCGCAACGUCGAUCUCCUCUACGCGCAACUCAAGAUCUUCUUCGAGACUGUCAUCGUCGCGAAGCCGAGAUCCUCUCGUGCUAGCAGUGUGGAGGCCUUCAUCGUCUGCAUCAACUUCCAGCCCCCUGCUGGUUUCCAGGCCAGUCUCGAGAACCCGCUUGGUGUUGGUCACGAGCUACCCAAGAUGGUCGAAGAGAGGAGGAGCCAGCUGCCUGUCAUUGCUGAUGCGCUUAUGCAGAACCCUCUAACUGGAAAAUGGGACUCUGCUCCUACGGCGUCUGCGACGAGGGGAGAUGGCCAGGUUGUUGAGGUGGAAGCCUACGACGAGACGGACGAGACGACGGAUCACGAUAAGCACAUUAGGUGGAUUGCACCCUUCAUCGCAUGUGGUGACCUGUCGGCGUUUGAUUCUGACGCAUCAUACCAACUCCCCGAGGAUCACGUCUCUUUGGACCCUGUCCAGCCACCGACGGCACCCCCGUACAAGCGCGCAAUUGAGUUGAGAAAGGCCGCUGGCGGAGCAUACGGCAAGACGUCAAUUAAGGCAUGAUUAUGACAACAACGAUUUAAUACCACAAAGCGGCCCGCACUCAAUCCUCAUCCUCCUCGUCUGACGGACCGUUGGGCAUUGCAGGGCCGCGCUUCUCCAGCAGAUACAGCUUCCCUGAAUGUGACACGCCCCAUUCCGUUGUCCCCAAGGCCUGCUCAUACAGCUUACUCGCUUGCGGCGAGGACGUCAGAAGCAGAAAGCGUCGCAAGUCGGGCCACUCGUCCAAGAUCUCGUUCAGGCACUGCAUCAGCCACGGCGCUAGUCCCUUGCCUUGGUGCGUGGGGAGGACGUAGAUGUCCGCCAGAUACCCAAUGGUGGCAUAAUCCGUCACGAUGCGGGCAAAGCCCACCAGUUCAGGGCCUUUCUUUCCUUCUCGAGGGUUAGACAACGAACCUAGGGAAAAAGCGACGGAAGGCUUGUCGACAUACCUGCAAUGUCGGAGGUAGACUGUGGGAGUUUGUACACCCCCAGACACAACGAAUUGUCUAUCAGCCUCUUCAGAGCGACUUCCGGAACGCGCUUCGUCCACCAUAGCAGCUCAGAGUCAAAGGCAUCGUUCACGGCGUUGAGGUCGACUAGCGACCGGUCGGUAGAGAUGAGGUACUCGUCCUUAUACCACUGCUUAGAUAUCUGGUUCGGCAUCGUGGCCCGAUGCCCAAAUGAAUGAAUGAAUAGAGGAUGUAGUUGGAAGAUACUUGAAACUCCCACCUUUGGUCUGUGGUGCCCGGAUCCGUACGAAACCUAACUCUACGAGGGUUGAGCUCGAGACUGCAUGCGGAGGAGGGGGUUCGAGCGGGACGUUCAACCCCCGCCUCCGAACAAAUGUCCGUCACCUCACGUCAUGCCCGCCCGGAUUGAGACUUUGCGAGCCACCCAUCACCCGUCUGUGAAGGGAAUGGAAGUUUGGGCCGGUGAGGUGGGGUAGACCAUCUGCCGGGUUCCCUGCUAUACCUCUCUCGGUAAGCUCGCUCCGGGUGGGGUCCCUUCGCUCCGUUGCUUGUCACGGUCGCGGGGGCAGUUUUGUGGGACAUUCGGGCUUCAAGUGGGG
Colletotrichum scovillei is the source of this 2328-nucleotide messenger RNA. RefSeq names its product FtsJ-like methyltransferase. NCBI's taxonomy places the organism in Eukaryota, Fungi, Ascomycota, Sordariomycetes, Glomerellales, Glomerellaceae. Gene Ontology annotation, molecular function: tRNA methyltransferase activity. The record is from RefSeq and is a predicted model, not a curated record. The coding region runs from base 69 to 1280 and encodes 403 amino acids. The transcript is spliced from 2 exons. Gene Ontology annotation, biological process: cytoplasmic translation; tRNA methylation. Gene Ontology annotation, cellular component: cytoplasm.